AUGGAGGUGGCCGAGAGCAGAGAAGCCAUUUCCGUUGGUCCGCCAACUGGGGCCGACUCUGCCGCCACCAAUGGCGAACACAAUCCUUACCUCGAUGAUUCGCUUAUUGAUGAUGACGGAAGAUCGAGUAGUCUCAGUGAAAUUGAUGACCUCUCCGAGAACAUUCCGUCAGAUUAUGAGUCUCCCAAGCCUGAGAAAGUAGCCCCGGACAACGACUCCGAGGCGGAGACCGAGCGAAUUGAGGAUUCUCCCAACAACCUUCGCUCCAGAACAAACAUUGUCGUGAGCGCAAGCGCAAGCAAUUACGGGCCCAGCCCCAGCAAGUUGGCUCAAUCAACCACGUACGAUGACGUCGAAGACGACGACGACCAGGUGGCCGAUGAUUCUCCCAGCAAGCCUCGCUCGAAAAACAAUCGGGUCACUGAACCCGCUGACGAAAUUCCAAGCAUGGAAGAAUCCGCUCUAUCGGAAAGCUUUAAUAAGAAACGGAAACGACUCGAAUCUGGGGACGACGUGAGCGCCGAGAUUGACGAAGAAGAUGAACCCCCUCAGAAGCGUCGCGGCUCUUUGAAGAGCGAAUUAAGCGAUCCACCGGCGGAGGACAUUGUCCUGUCCCCCGAACCCGUGGAAGAAGCUUCAAAACCCCACGAGGAUGAUCCACCUGCUGAUGACGUACCUGAAUCAGACUUGCCCGCACCUCUCGCCAAGGGCAAAAAGGCUAAGAAGGGCAAACGAAAAACACGGAAGACCAGGGAUGCCGAUGAAGAUGUUGACGGUGCCGCUGAAACCGGCGCGGAAGGUGGUGGCGACGAUAACCUUGGAGAUGAUGAUGUGGAGCGUGGUGAAGAAGCAGACGAUGGCGAGGCAGCCGCCAAGCUCGAAGAAGAAUCGGCGAAGAAAAUGUCUGCUAUGGAAUCGCUGGCGGUUCUGGAACGUGAAUUUGCAACGCUACGUGACAAGAUCUAUGACGAAAGAAUUUCUAAACUAAAUCGCGAAUUGGAUAUGCUUACCGGACCCAAUCCAACACACCCGGAAUUCUUGCGGCAGCUUGAGUGUGUUCAGCGAUAUAGGGAUUCUAAGAUUAAGUACGAACACACGCUGUUCCAGUACCGAAUAAAGGCUCUCCUGAAUAAGAGCUUAGCCGAGCGGGCCCAAUCGCACAGCAGCUACUUCCAACGAGCUCGCGAUAUCCGUGAAAGACAUUCGAGCUCCAUCAGCAAACAGUUCUACUCCAUCCAACAUGAUCGAUUCAAGACCGACGAGGUCAGCCCGCAGCAUUACAUUCCCUUUCCUACUCGACGCUCGCAGCAAAUCGCGCAGCAGACCGCAUACAACCAAGAGGUCUCAGUCAUGGCCGGUGUCGCAAAAUAUGUUGGCUUUCCGGCGGCGCCUUCGUUACCAGCCGCGCGACCCACCGAGCUCGACGAUGAUUUGGAGAAGAUGGGCAUUUCUAUUGAAUCGAGGAUCCCUAUUACCCACCCUCAAACAAAUGCCCCUCCACGCGGAACGAUGUCGGCAAUGUCCUCGAAUGCAUUUCGUACCGCCGAGGAAGCGUUUUUGGAACAAACUCCUUGGGCGAACCCGCAGCACCCUAUCCACCACCACCAUCAUCAUCACCAACAGCACCAACACCAGCAGAUAUCCCAACGGCCACAGAGUCGAGUAUUUGAGGACUCCCGGGCCCCAGCGUACACAACCCCAGCUGCUCAGAAGCGAGUCGUGGACAUCAAUGCGCCCAAUGGAUCGGCGUCUACAAUUGCAGAGAACCUGUCGGCCGCCAAUUCCUCAACAAACAAUACCCCCUACGGCACGGAGCAGGAACCGCCGCACCAAAAACUCGGGCCAUUUGGAAAUCCCGAGUAUGAUCCGGACCGACGGACUGGAUUCCGAUCGCUCAGCUCCUCGCCGCUUGACGUACGAAAACCGCACCCAUCUGCAUACGGUGGUACGCUCGAUCAUCGGUCGCCUCAAGGUGCUUCGCGAAAUGCCUAUUCACCACCCCCUGCACGACUUGGUCUCUUCCAUUCAGCCGGUCCGAACUCGUCGCCUCCUUUGUCAUCAAAGCCGGUCAAUUCCAUGCAUCAAUCAGCAGGAUUACUAGGCGGGUCAGGCUCAAAUUCGAUGGCAGCACGAUAA
This is a messenger RNA of Aspergillus affinis, 2136 nucleotides long. RefSeq lists its product as uncharacterized. Gene Ontology annotation, molecular function: histone deacetylase binding. The record is from RefSeq and is a predicted model, not a curated record. Gene Ontology annotation, biological process: negative regulation of transcription by RNA polymerase II. The coding region runs from base 1 to 2136 and encodes 711 amino acids. Lineage: Eukaryota; Fungi; Ascomycota; Eurotiomycetes; Eurotiales; Aspergillaceae. The transcript is spliced from 4 exons. Gene Ontology annotation, cellular component: Sin3-type complex.